ACCCGGAGGGGAAGUGGUGACAGGGACGGAAGGCCAGACCUCCCCAGGCUCACUCAUCUGUGAUGUGAGAAAGAGCGAAAGAGAGAGAAAGCUGGGUUGGUGGGCAGCAGCUGGCAGGAGCUCUGAUCGGGACCCGGGGCCAGGUCUUAGACACCAAACGGCCAGACUCCUCCACUCUCAGCAGGGUCGGCGCUCAGCCACAAAAACUGAACUCCAUCCAAAUGCCUGGAUUUUGUGCCCUGACCUAAUCUGGACAACAACCACGAGCUGGUGGCCACACCAGGCUACCCCAGGCAUCCCUCUUCUAGGCUGGACUCUGCAUGGGUAAAGACUUCUUGGCAAGCCCAGCAGAAUCUGAAGGACUCACUCCAUGGAGACAUGCUUGGUGAUGAAGGCAGCCAAUGGCUCCAAGGAUGGCUUGGAUUUCAACCCCCUGAAGGAUUACAUGAUUCUGAGCAGUCAGCAAAAGAUCGCUGUUGCGGUGUUGUGCACCACCCUGGGCCUGCUAAGCGCCCUGGAGAACUUGGCUGUGCUCUGCCUGAUCCUGUCCUCCCACCGGCUUCGCAGAAAGCCCUCAUACCUGUUCUUUAGCAGCUUGGCUGGGGCUGACUUCCUGGCCAGUGUUGUCUUUGCUUGCAACUUCGUAAAUUUCCACGUCUUUCAUGGCAAGGAUUCCAAGGCUGUCUUUCUGCUGAAGAUUGGCAGCGUGACCAUGACCUUCACAGCUUCUGUAGGCAGCCUGCUGCUGACCGCCAUUGACCGCUACCUCUGUUUGUGCUACCCACCUACAUACAAAGCUCUGCUCACCCGGGAGAGGGCACUGGUGAGCCUGGGCAUCAUGUGGGUCCUCUCAGCAUUUGUCUCCUACCUGCCCCUCAUGGGAUGGACUUGCUGUCCCAGUCCCUGCUCUGAGCUGUUCCCUAUGAUUCCAAAUAACUAUCUGCUGGGCUGGCUUCUGUUCAUCACCAUCCUCUUCUUUGGCAUCAUCUACACCUAUGGGCACGUCCUCUGGAAGGCCUAUCAGCACGUAGCCAGCCUGGCUGAGCACCAGGAUGGGCAGGUGCCAGGAAUGGCUCGGAUGAGGCUGGAUGUGAGGUUGGCCAAGACCCUAGGGGUGGUGCUGGCUGUUCUUUUCAUAUGCUGGUUUCCGGUACUAACCCUCAUGGUCUACAGCCUCACCACCACUCUAAGUGACCAAAUCAAGAAGGUCUUCGCCUUUUUUUCCUUGCUCUGCCUUGUCAACUCCAUGGUGAACCCCGUCAUCUAUGCCCUGAGGAGUGGGGAGAUCCGCUCCUCUGCCCACCAUCGCCUGGCCUUCUGGAAGAGACACCUGAGAAGCCAUGUGCCUGAAGGGCAAGAAGAAAUCCCGAGGUCCUCAGUCACCGAGACAGAGGCUGAUGUGAAAGUCACGCAGUGGCCAGAUUCCCAAGGUCCAUACCCCUCUGAUUCCUGAUAUGGCCUCUUUCAGAGUUUUAAGCAAGUCAAGUUAGAAAUCAUUUCACUCCCUGGAGGAAACAGAGCAGUAUUGACCUUCUCACCUUACUUGAACCAACCCCAAAGGCCUCGACACACUCCAUUUUGCUGAUGAAAGUACCUUGGUCAUGCCUAUUCGCACAGUCUGUUAGAAAGCUAGGCCUGUGAGGAGUGGCGAGGUGAGCAGGAGGCAAGACACAGGGGACGGGCUUGGUGCACGUCCGGUCAGGAAAACCUCAACAAGAUGACUGAGUGCCUGCAUUCUCCAGCGACCACAGGAGCCAGAGGGGGUCUUCAGGCUCAACAAUGAGGGGCUCAGAGGACAUCUGAGAAAAAUGGAUUAUUCUCCAGAGAUCUCAGGGUAUGGGUGGGUGGCUGGCCAGCCCUUGUUACUGCUUAAUUGUUAGGGCCUUCUUGGUUCUAGGUCACCCUAUCCCACUGAGGACCAAGAACCAUAAUGCAAUGAGGAUAAUGGGUGUUGAUCCACCUCUGUCCGAGGUAACUGACAACCCUCCAGUUAAGGGCAUCUUGUUAUUAGGACAGUGGCCCUCCUUGACUCCUGAUAAUCCCCACUCACAGCCACUGUGACCCCUUAGGUCUCUGGGGAACACAGAGGCUGGGAUCACUUGAGACACAAAAUCUUCAAAGAAUUGUAUGGACCCUGUAAAGUCCUUUUAGUGGUACCACUGGAAGCAGGCAGCGUCCCAGUCUAACCCAAUUCCAUGAAAAAGGAAGAUAUUCACAAAGAUUCUAUAAAUCCCCAAAUUAUUCUCAUUCACUCUCAGUUCAGGCCAUUUGUCUCCUCCACACCCCUAUGACAAAUAAUAAACAGAGCAAACAGUAAGCGGGGGAAAUUCCUUUAUGAUGGGCUGAGCCCAGGGCUGACAUCCCACAGUCCAUUAUCUCCAGCAAGAAUAGAGCCGACGCUUUUGAAGAUCCCAGGACACUGUAUUUUACAUAUCAGGAGUCUGAGUUCCUACCAGAGGGCCCCAAAACAGUGGGCAAGAGAAAUCGUUGGUGGCAGGAGGAUUGUAAGAAAUUCUAAUACAAUUAUUUGAGACCAAAGACAGAAUAAAAGG
Molecule: messenger RNA, 2552 nt
Organism: Molossus molossus (Pallas's mastiff bat)
Lineage: Eukaryota; Metazoa; Chordata; Mammalia; Chiroptera; Molossidae
Gene: CNR2
Product: cannabinoid receptor 2
Exons: 3
Coding region: 371-1453 (360 amino acids)
Biological process (GO): cannabinoid signaling pathway
Cellular component (GO): membrane
Molecular function (GO): cannabinoid receptor activity
Source: RefSeq, a predicted model, not a curated record